AUGUUUCUUCUUUUAAUUAUUCCUCCCAUAUUUCUUCUUCUUUUCUCUCCUUCUCCUUUUCCUUCUUCUUCUUCUUCUUCUUCUUCUUCUUCUAUUUCUUUUUCUUUUUCCUAUGUUUCUUCUUUUAAUUGUUCCCCUCAUAUUUCUUCUUCUUUUCUCCCCUUCUCCUUUUCCUUCUUCUCUUCUUCUUCUUCUUCUUCUUCUUCUUCUUCUUCUUAUUCUUCUUCUAUUUCUUUUCUUUUUUGUUAUGUUUUCUUUUUUAAUUAUUCCUCUCAUGUUCUUCUUCUUUUCUCCCCUUCUCCUUUUCCUUCUUCUUCUUCUUCAUCUUCUUCUUCUUCUUCUUCUUCUUCUUCUUCUUCUUCCCCUUCUUCUUCUUCUUAUUGUCCUCCCAUGUUUCUUCUUCUUUUCUCUCGCUUCUCCUUUCCUUCUUCUUCUUCUUCCUAUUUCUUUUCUUUCUUAUGUUUCUUCUUUUAUUAUUCCUCUGAUAUUUCUUCUUCUUUUCUCUCCUUUUCCUUCUUCUUCUUCUUCUUCUUCCUUCCAUUUCUUUUUCUUAUGUUUUCUUCUUUUAAUUAUUCCUCCCAUAUUUUUUCUUUCUUCUCUCCUUCUCCUUUUCCUUCUUUUCUUCUUCUUCUUCUUCUUCUUCUUUCCUUUUCUUAUAUUUCUUCUUUUUUUUCCUUAUAUUUCUUCUUUUUAAUCCCUUCUCCUUUUAUUUCUUCUCUUCUUCUUCAUCUUCUUCUUCUUCUUCUUCUUCUGUUUCUUUCUUUCUUCUUGCUUUCUCCUUUUUUAUUCCUCUGA
Molecule: messenger RNA, 795 nt
Organism: Acanthosepion pharaonis
Lineage: Eukaryota; Metazoa; Mollusca; Cephalopoda; Sepiida; Sepiidae
Source: the annotation of a GenBank genome assembly